Molecule: messenger RNA, 3256 nt
Organism: Pungitius pungitius (ninespine stickleback)
Lineage: Eukaryota; Metazoa; Chordata; Actinopteri; Perciformes; Gasterosteidae
Product: LIM domain and actin-binding protein 1-like
Exons: 9
Coding region: 137-2188 (683 amino acids)
Biological process (GO): actin filament bundle assembly
Cellular component (GO): actin cytoskeleton; plasma membrane
Molecular function (GO): actin filament binding
Source: RefSeq, a predicted model, not a curated record
UGACACAGCUCUUCCACUCCCACGACACCUUUCUUUUCACUCCGCCAGAGCGGGCGGGGACGCGGUGUCAGGUGUCCAGGUUUCACCAAAAGAGUCGCAACGGAAGUUCGCACAGGUAUUUAUAUAGCUGCCAGAGAUGGAAAGUGGUCCAUUCAAUCGACGGUCAUGGGCAGCACAGUCCCUGCGCGUCACUGCAAAGGAGCUGUCCCUCAGCGGCCGAGGUAAAAACAACGCCAUCGCCGAGCGCUUCUCCAAGUACCAGAGGGCGGCUGAGGUGUCCAGUGCCGAGAAGAAAAAAGGAUCUACUGAGGGUGCAUCAACCUCUCUGCGUCUGGGCAACCUCAGUGCUCUGAAGAAGCGCUGGGAGCAGGCACAGGCGAAGCCUUCACCUGUCCCACCUCCUGUGCAGUCCAGCACCCGCUACAGGCCCCCUGCUGUGGCCAGACCUGCUUCCAUCGCAGAGCCCUGUCCUCCGUUGAAGAGCCCCGGCCUGCCGACCGAUCAGGGAGGUCAGCUCACAGCCAGUCGUGUCCUGCAGCCCGCAGCAGCACCACAAGCCGCCGAAGGUGAAGAGCAGACAGGGAUGGACGGGGAGGAGCUGACACGCCAUGGACGACCUGAAAAGCCUGAGGAGCAAGUUCCAACCAGCCCGAGGACCUAUGAAAGAGCCAGAGUGCCACUGACCAACCUGAAGAUGCAGUUUGAGAGGGGAGAGGAUGCCAUGGGCCAGGGUGGCAGGACAAAACUACGCAGUACUUCAUCAGAGGACAUGGACCACCAUGGUGGUCCGUCUGUGCCUGACAGAGUACUGGAGUCCACGUCCAUGAAGGAGAACAUGGCCAAAUACCGGGCUGCUGUCUGUAAACAGGCCCAAGAGGUGCCUGUUCCUAAAACAUCUGCACCUGUAAAUCCAAACCACGAUCCCACACCUGAGUGCAAUGGGGGGGGCGGCGAGCAACCCAAAGUAUCACGGAAGUUCCGCCCCCCGGUGAGGGACACAUGCAUCGCUUGUCUACAGACGGUCUACCCGCUGGAGAGACUGAUGGCUCUUCAGCAUGUCUACCACAAAAAUUGCUUUCGCUGUGCUCACUGCAGCACCAAGCUCAGUCUUGGGAGCUAUGCCUCUCUGCAUGGCAACGUCUACUGCAAGCCCCACUUCAACCAGCUGUUUAAAGCUAAAGGCAACUACGACGAGGGCUUUGGCCAUCGGCCUCACAAGGAGCUUUGGGAGCCUCGCGCCGAGAGGGAUGAGGGCGAGGAGGAGUCGAAGCCAAAGGAACGGGAGGAACCAGCCGCGGUGACGCACCCGGGUGAAAGUACCUCAGACAAACCGGAGCCCUCAACGGUUGAAACAUCCCCGCAGGUGAAGGUGACGGACCUGACUGCCUUACUGGAGAAAAGUGUGCAGUCCCAUGCUAGGUCCGGUGAGAAGCUUGAUUCUACAGAGAAGAUGGCUGAGAAACGCAGGCUCAGGGUUGCCUGGCCUCCCCCAGCUGGGGAAGGCUCCUCUGGCACCGACGCACUUAGCCCGGUCACAGAGGGAGUUCCUUCGAGCCGACCGUGGAGAGCCAAGUGGCCCCCGGGCGACGAGGCGCCAUCGUCCUUCCAGAGCUCAGACCGAGCUGAGCUGACGAGCCUGAGGAGGAGCUCUUCUCUGAAAGAGCGCAUUCGGCCUUUUACAAUCGCAGCCAAGCCCAGCACCGCGACCAGCCUGGCACCCAGGGAACCCCGCCGCCCUCUCAAAUCCCUGCUGGAAUGGAGAGCCUCAUUCGAGGAGAAACACUCAAUCGAAGAGCCACCCAAGAAAGAUAAGCCAGAGCUUCGGCGGGGGAAACGGCAGGAGACAGAAGAGAAGACCGGGCCUCCAGUUCAGAGCCGAGACGCAGCAAAUGAAAGCAAGGCCACCUCCGAGAAGGACGAGGAGACCCAGCAACAGGAAGGGAGCCACGGCGUAAAGAGAGGAAAGGCAGCAGCAGAGAAGAAGGGGGAGGAAGAAGGCUCUCCUAAUAGCAUCUCCCCGGAAACCUUGCUGUCCCCUUCGCCACCGUUGCAGCCAAAACCGAACCGCGCCUCCCAGGAUGUGGGCUUCUGGGAGGAGGACAAGGAAGGAAGUGAUGCAGAAGAGCUGAGUGCAGAAGAUAUGAUUAAGAGGAACCGCUACUAUGACGAAGAGGACUCUGACUCAUAGGAAAAACUUGCAGCUCCCACUGUCACGUCUAUCUGCCACAUAACACUUUAGAUAUAGAUCACAAAUGUAGCUUUGCCAGAUUUUAUAGUGUUAUAGGCAAGGUUUAAAAAGGUGUAAUAGGUUUCUGUAUGUGCAUUUAUAUUACAAUUACUGCCUUUAAUUGUUAAAGUACAAAUAUUUGAUUCCUUUAUAUAUAUUUUAAUUAUACUGUACAAUAUAUAAUAUUGAUUUUAUAUUACUCCUGAUUAUACUGGAAACUUGCCAUCUAUUACAUUUUAAAUUGAAUCAUCUCUUGAUCAUUAAAUGCACCUUUAGAGGCUGUAAUUUUUAGGUGUUAUGUCUAAAGACAUUUUACUAUGCAGCACUUUAAGUGUCUAUUAAUUAAUUAUUUGAGUUGCAUCCAGCAAAACAGUCAUUAUUAUGUCUAUUAAUGCUUUUUCUGUAAUGCAGAAAAUACCUAAUCUCACUACAAAAAGCAUUCACCAGCAUUUAUGUUUUGGGAGACUAAAUGCCUUUUGCAUUUUCAAUUCCUACAUAAUGUCUGUAAAUUGAAGAAAAUGUUAAACGGAACACAUAUGGCAACGCUCUGGAUCCCAGUGCAGUCUCCUGUCAUGGAGCCAUUAACCUCUUUCAGCACCCGAACAACAAACAGACGAGUCAGUAAACCUUCAUUACACAAUCCUGCCGGGGCUCUGUGGUUUGGAAGAGAACUGGUCCUCGUCAUAAUCUGCCGUGGAACUACAAUAAAAGGAGAAAAUAUUAAUGAUUAAUCAAAGGUUUCUACUAAUCACUAUUCUGUCUAGUAUCAAAUAAAUAAUCUAUCUGGGCCUUCUAGAUGUGUGUUUUAAAUGUUUUAAAUGUGAUCCACUAAAUAUGUAAAACAUUUUGUAUUUUAGAAUGCAUCCUGGAAUAUUUAUUUGCCCAUUUUCUAAUUAUUUGUAUAAUGACACAUCUGGCAUAUUAGUCUCAAUUCUUGAAACAUACUUAAAAUGUGUAAAUAAGGAAAUUCUGACUGCAGUCCAUCUGGAUUUGUCCUUGACUUCAUAAAUAAACGCAUUACUAAAACCA